This is a messenger RNA of Sorex fumeus (smoky shrew), 4313 nucleotides long. It is a transcript of the gene CEBPZ, whose product is annotated as CCAAT enhancer binding protein zeta. NCBI's taxonomy places the organism in Eukaryota, Metazoa, Chordata, Mammalia, Eulipotyphla, Soricidae. The record is from RefSeq and is a predicted model, not a curated record. The transcript is spliced from 16 exons. Gene Ontology annotation, cellular component: nucleus. Bases 1 to 3207 code for a protein of 1068 amino acids.
AUGGCGGCCUCCAGGACGGCCGCGGCCACGCGCGCGCCGCCACCGCCCCGGCGGCCCGAGGGGCCGGCGGGGGACUCGGACGCGGACGAGCCGGCCGAGACCGAGGAUGGCUUCUCCCUGGAGGAGGUGCUGCGGCUCGGCGGCACCAAGCAAGAUUUCCUCAUGCUGGCCACUUUGGAUGAGAACGAGGAGGUGGUGGACGGAGGGAAGAAGGGCGCCAUCGACGACCUUCAGCAAGGGGAGCUCGAGGCGUUCGUGCAGAGUCUGAAUCUGAGCAAGUACGCCAGGACGUGCGCCGUCGAAGACGACGAUGACGGCGGCGGCGGUGACAAGCCUGCUGAGACGGAAGCGGCGGACAGAAAGGGGCAGAAGGCCAGGAAGAAGAAGCAGAAAGACGCCGCCGAGGCCGAGAGGACGACGCCGGCCGGGAAGGCGGGACCGAAGAAGCGGCCGGGGCCGGAGCCCAGCGCCGCCCAGGCCGCCGCGGGCGCGAGGGGCCGGCGAGAGAAGGCGCAGGACCCCUUCGAGUUCUGCGAGCGGCAGGCCCUGCUGCUCCGGCCGGGCGGCAAGUGGCACGAGCUGGGCUACAGCGGCGAGUGGGACCCGGAGCCGCAGCCCCGGGAGCUGGUGGCCGGCUACGGCGCCCUGGCCCAGCGGCUCUACGAGCACGAGCUCGGCCUGUUCCGGGCCCAGGCGGCCCGCCAGAAGGGCGCCUCCACCUGGAUGAAGGCCAUCGUGUCCUCGGGGACGCUGGGGGACAGGAUGGCCGCCAUGAUCCUGCUGGUCCAGGACGACGCGGUGCACGCGCUGCAGUUCGUGGAGACGCUGCUGGGCCUGGUGAGGAAGAAGGGCAGCAAGCAGCAGUGCCUGGCGGCGCUGGACACCUUCAAGGAGCUGCUGCUCAGCGACCUGCUGCCCGCGGGCCGGAAGCUGCGGCCCUUCGGCCAGCGCCCCUUGGGCCGGCUGGAGCAGCUCUGCAGCGGCAACCGCGACUCGCGCGACCGCCGGCUGCUGCUGUGGCACUUCGAGCACCGGCUCAAGCUCCUGGUGGCCGAGUUCCUGCGGGUCCUGGAGGCGCUGGGCCACGACCCGCUGCCGGCCACCAGGACCCGCGCCCUGCGCGCGGCCCACGAGCUGCUGUGCCACCAGCCCGAGGGCGAGAAGGCGCUGCUGGCGCAGGUGGUGAACAAGCUGGGCGACCCCCUGAGCCGCGUGGCCGCCCGGGCCUCCCACCUGCUGGAGACGCUGCUGCGGCAGCACCCCAACAUGAAGGGCGUGGUGUGCGGCGAGGUGGAGCGGCUGCUCCUGCGGCCCCGCGUCGGCCCCAAGGCGCAGUACCACGCCGUCUGCUUCCUGAACCAGCUGGCCCUGGCCCCCGAGGACGGCGAGCUGGCCGGCCACCUCAUCGCCCUCUACUUCUGCUUCUUCCGCGCCUGCGUCCGGAAGCAGGAGGUGGCGUCCAAGAUGCUGGGCGCCCUGCUGACGGGCGUGAACCGCGCCUACCCCUACGCCCCCGCGGGCGACGCCAAGGUGCGCGAGCAGGUGGACACGCUCUUCGGCGUGCUGCACUCCGUCCCCUUCGGCACCGGCCUGCAGGCCCUCAUGCUGCUCUUCCAGGUCAUGAACGCCCAGCAGACCGUCUCGGACCGCUACUACUCGGCGCUCUACCGGAAGAUGCUGGACCCCGGGCUGAGGACGUGCUCCAAGCAGGCCAUGUUCCUCAACCUGCUGUACAAGUCGCUGAAGGCCGACGUGGCGCUGCGCAGGGUGAAGGCCUUCGUGAAGCGGCUGCUGCAGGUCACCUGCGGGCAGACGCCCCCUUUCAUCUGCGGGGCCCUCUACCUCGUCUCCGAGAUCCUCAAGGCCAAGCCAGCCCUGCGGAGCCAGCUGGACGAUCACCCGGAGUCUGACGACGAAGAAAAGUUUGUUGACGUCAGAGAGGAAGAAGACACGGAACAGUUCGCCGAUGCAGAGAAGGAAGCAGAGACCGAGAAGACAGUUGAACCGGAAGAAGCUUCGUCUGAAGAACAGGUCAAAGCCAACGCGUCAGAAUCCGCGUCUUGGGUGCACUUCGAUAACCUGAAGGGUGGGAAACAGCUGAACAAAUACGAUCCAUUUAGUAGAAACCCUUUGUUCUGUGGCGCUGAGAAUACGAGUCUCUGGGAACUCAAAAAGCUAGCGGAGCAUUUUCAUCCCUCCGUGGCCCUUUUCGCAAAGACUAUCCUCGAGGGAGAUUCUAUUCAGUAUUCGGGGGACCCACUGCAGGACUUCACACUGAUGAGAUUCUUGGACCGGUUUGUUUACCGGAAUCCAAAGCCCCACAAGGGCAAAGAAAACACGGACAGUGUCGUGAUGCAGCCGAAAAGGAAGCACUUCCUGAAUGACAUCCGCGCGCUUCCCGUCAACAGUAAGGAGUUUCUUGCCAAAGAAGAAAGCCAGAUACCAGUGGAUGAAGUGUUUUUUCACCGGUAUUAUAAGAACGUCACUGUCAAAGAGAAACAGAAGAGGGAUUUCGACGAGGAAAGCAUAGAAGAUGUGGACGACGAUGAAUUUGAAAAGAUGAUUGACACAUUCGAAGAUGACAACUGCUUCAGCAGCGGAAAGGACGACCUCGACUUUGCCAGCAACGUGAAGAAGAGGAAGAAAGGAGCGAAGGAUGAGCUGGAGGAUGAGGAUUCCGAGGGCAGUGAGGACGGCGAGGACCUGGACGAGGACGAGGUGUCCCUGGGCAGUAUGGACGAGGAGGACUUCGCUGGCCUCGACGACAACGACGACGACGGCGGCACUUUCCUGGACGCCUCGGACGAGGAGGGCGAGGGCCUUCCGGACGUUGGCGGAGUCGGCACCAAAAGCAAAGCCAAGAGCAAGAGGAAAGGCGGGCGCGACUUUGACUUCGCUGGGUCAUUUCAAGGGCCAAAGAAAAAGAAGAGAAGAGUGGAUGACUCCAGCCUGUUCGUGUCUGCGGAAGAGUUUGGGCACCUGCUGGAUGAAAACAUGGGCUCCAAGUUUGACAACAUCGGCAUGAACGCCAUGGCCAACAAAGAGAAUGCGAGUUUCAAACAGCUGCGGUGGGAGGCCGAGCGCGACGACUGGCUGCACGGCCGGGACGCGAAAAGCAUCGUCCGGAGAAAGAGAAACUCCAGGCGGAGGCUGGGCGCGGCGCAGAGAUCGAGGAGGCCCAAGAAAAGGGCGGUCUCCAAGGCCUGAACCCGACUCACGUCUAGCUCUUGCUGCGGAGCCAUUUUUCUUGAUCUUGCUCUCUGAUCCCAUGUAUUCCAGAAUGUUCGAUGGAUUUGUAGUACGCUAGAGAUAGAAACAGCGGUCAAAACAGCGGUCGUUUGCAAAACCACGUGAAGAGCUGAGGACAGACGACCGUCCCCCUCCCCGCUUUGGGCCGCCCGUUGGUGCAGCGCCCUCUGUAACCCCGGGCUGGGCGUUGGAGUCCUCUUUCUUUGUUCUCUAAUCCCAGGGGCAGGCCCUGGUGGACUGAAAACACCCCAGCAGACUGGUAAGCCUGAGCUGGGUUUAAACUGGGAUUUGAUUGAUUCUGAAGUCACAGGUUAAAUCAUUCAGCCCUUACUUAACCGUCAGGAAUCGGUUUUGCACUCUUACUUGACUGAAGGACCCACCUUCCAAGAUGAAGGGGAACCUCUUGCUCAUGGUUUGCCUGAAAUCUGAAAGAAAACUGGAAUUCAGUAUAUGAACGUUUUUGAAAGACUUUCUAGUCUCUCAAAUCCAGCCUUGGGGAGCCGGGUGAGGCCUGGGCCUGGUCCCGGCACCCUAAAGCAGGAAAUGUGAGACUCAGGGAGAUUGCUCCAUCCACGCACACAUGGCCCCCGACCACUCCCGCCCCCUCCAAAUUACUUAUAAAUAAUUGCAGGGGCUCCACAUGGCCAGGGGAGACCCAGACCCACAGCCCCCACAGAAAGAUGCACAGGACAUUUCUAGCACAGCCUUGCGCACACAACCAACCCAGGUCUGAUCCCCAGCAUCUCCAGGAGUGGACCCUGAGUGCAGGGCCAGGAGGAAGUUCUGAGUACAUGUGGACGGCACAAAAACAAUCCUAUAGGAACACUUUUGAAGGCUAGGAAACGUGGUUGAGAUGGUGAAUGGCUGGUGAAUGACGUCACUUGCUAACACGACAUCGGAGUGUUUCUUUGACCUGUAUGUAUUGUGUAAUUUAUUUUCUUAACUGUCAUUUAUUGAGAAGCAAUAUGUAAAAACAAUUUUUCAGUGAUGUAUUCUUAUAUGGCCUUAUGAAUGAUUUACAGGUGUCAUUCCCUUAUUACAGAACUAGAAAUUAAAACUCCCCU